AUGGCUCUCCGAGAUCAAGGAAGACAGCAUGUCGUUAUUGACACACUGCCUGGCUCCUUAGCUAGCCAGGCUCCUACUCCAGUUUACAGUCCACCUCCAGGUCUACAUUCGGACGCAUCCACUCCCCCACUCCUCAAGAAAUCGUCAGACAUAUUCAUCUCCGUUAACAGUGAGAAAGCAUUUGAUUUCGAGCAGGCACUUAAAGACCUCACGAAACGCCGUCAAGAUGAAGCAAUCAAGGACCGCCAACUUGGCGUCAUGUUCAAGGACUUGCGUGUCGUUGGUGCAGGUUUUCGUGCUUCGCUCCAGCCCACCGUGAGCUCACCUUUUAAUCCCUCGACGUUUCUGCGCAAGAUAAAGGGAAUUUUCCAUCCCUCAAUUAGAGAUAUCUUGUCCGGAUUCGAGGGUGUGGUCACGCCUGGCGAAAUGCUUUUAGUUCUUGGCCGGCCCGGCUCUGGGUGUUCAACCUUCCUCAAGACACUCGCUAACCAACGUGGGGAGUAUUAUGCCGUUGAGGGCCAAGUUGCCUAUGAUUCGUUCACUCCGAAGGAGGUUCAUAACUCCUUCCGUGGCGAUGUCACUUAUUGUCCGGAGGAUGACAUCCACUUCCCGACCCUGACUGUCAAUCAAACGCUCUCUUUCGCUGUCAGGAACCGUACCCCCGCAACACGUCUCCUUGGUCAGACUCGCGAGGACUAUGUUGAGGAUACCGCCACGAUGCUAAUGAAAGUCCUUGGCCUCCACCGUUCGAAAGAUAUAUUGGUUGGCAAUGCUCAGAUUCAAGGUAUUUCUGGUGGCGAGAGAAAGCGAGUUUCUAUCGCAGAAACUUUAGGUUCUGCAGGCCUACUUGGUGCAUGGGAUAAUUCCACUCGUGGCCUAGACUCCUCGACUGCCCUUGAGUUUCUCCGCACAUUACGUUUAACCACAGAUGUCACGCGCACAACAACAAUCGUCUCUCUCUAUCAAGCAGGCGAGCAGUUAUAUGAUUUGUUUGACAAGGUCUGUGUUAUUGCAGAUGGCAAAAUGGCCUAUUUUGGUUCAGCAAAAUCGGCCAAAGGUUAUUUUAUCGAUAUGGGCUUCGAACCACAAUACAAACAGACUACCCCUGAUUUCUUGGUUGCAGUUACAGACGUGAACGGGAGGAAAAUCCGCCCUGGAUAUAAGAGCUCUGUCCCGCGGACGUCGGAGGACCUUGCUAGCCGUUUCAUGGGUUCCGACCUCGGUCGCCAGAAUCAGAAAAUGAUCGAACAGUACCGGGAACAAUGUGUUGGCAAUCACGAACUCAAGCAGGCAUAUCUAUCCAGCGUGGCCGCUGAACAUGCCACUACAUCCACUGUGUAUAUGACUUCUAUCCCCCAGCAAGCCACAGCGGCCAUGAAGCGCCGGAUGCAAGUUAUUGUUGGAAGUAAUUCCCAAAUCUUCCAAGCGAUAAUUUUGGGCACCGUCUUUCUCAAUGUGCGAAAUGACACCUCGGCCUAUUUCUCUCGUGGCGGUGUUCUGUUCUUCUCCCUGUUUUUCAAUGCUAUCACAUCUGUUGCAGAAGUUUCUGCACUUUUCUUCCAGCGCCCGAUCUUGCUUCGCCACCAGAAAGCUGCGUUACAUUACCCUUUCAUUCAGAGCCUCGCACAUACUAUCGUCGAUAUUCCGAUCACGUUGGUCGUUCAACUGGUUUUCGCUGCGAUCCUUUAUUUCAUGGUUGGGUUACAACGUUCCGCCGCACAAUUUUUCACAUUUUACCUUUUUAUCUGCUUAAUGUCGCAAACCAUGAAGUCACUCUUCAGAGCUAUUGCUGCAAGCUUCAAAACUCGGUCUAGUGCGAUGGCUGUUUGUGGUAUCUUCAUUCUCUUGAUAUCGUUUUAUGGCGGGUACACAAUUCCUUGGCCGACUGCUCCAACGGGCUUGCGGUGGAUCAUGUGGUUGAAUCCUAUGUGGUGGGGGUUUGGUGCACUUGUCGUGAACGAGUUCCAUACGCUCGACGGAGUGUGCUCCACUCUCAUCCCUCAGGGGCCUGGCUAUGAGAAUAUUCCACUUGCAAACCAGGUUUGUAUAACAGUCGGAUCACAGCCCGGGCAGCUCCUCGUUGAUGGCAACAUCUAUGCUGGAUUGACGUAUGACUUUUGGUAUAGUCAACUUUGGAGGAACUUUGGUGUCCUCUGCGCCUUCUACCUUGGGUUGUUGGCUGUUCUGUUAGUUGCCACAGAAUUCAAUACUUCGUCUGCUUUCGACAGCGCCUUCGUUCUCUUUAAGCAGGGUUCUAGUGCUAUCGAUGAGAAUGCUAAGGCCCUUGACGAGGAAAAGGUUGAUGUAGAGUUUCAUUCUAGAUCCUACUCCGAUGUAGUUGAUCCUUCGACUCUCAACAAUCUCGAGAAGAACACUAUGGUCACGGACCUCUUUACGUGGCAGCACCUGCAGUAUGAAGUCCCAAUUGAGGGAGGGAUGAAACGCCUUCUUUAUGAUGUCACGGGCUUUGUUACCCCUGGAAAGCUCACCGCAUUGAUGGGUGAAUCUGGCGCUGGAAAGACAACGCUCUUAAACGUUCUUGCACAACGCGUCGGUGCCGGUGUAGUAACUGGUGAUCGAUUCGUUAACGGACAACCGCUCCCCGUAGACUUCCAGGCUCGCACUGGUUACUGCCAACAACUGGACACUCAUCUUCCCGAAGCGACUGUUCGUGAAGCGCUCCUUUUCUCUGCUAAUCUUCGCCAGUCCCAGUCAGUUCCCCGCGCCGAAAAGGAAGCAUACGUUGACAAGUGCCUUCAAAUGUGUGGCCUAGAGGAAUAUGCCGACGCUAUUAUUGGCUCUCUCGGGGUUGAGCACCGUAAGCGCACCACCAUUGCAGUGGAGCUCUCUGCCAAGCCCAAACUCUUGCUCUUCUUGGAUGAGCCCACAUCUGGUCUCGACUCGCAAUCCGCCUGGGCUAUUGUACAGUUUCUUCGUGAGCUUGCUAACCACGGUCAGGCCAUUCUCUGCACGAUUCAUCAACCCUCCGCGGAGCUCUUCCAAGUCUUCGAUAAAUUGUUACUCCUUUCGAAGGGUGGACAGACAGUCUACUUUGGCGACAUUGGCGAGAACUCGUCGACCAUGCUAAACUACUUUGAGCGUCAUGGUGCCCCCCACUGCCGUUCCGAUGCCAAUCCGGCGGAAUACAUGCUCGACGUAAUCGGUGCUGGAGCAGCUGCAGUCUCCACCACUGAUUGGUACGAUGUAUGGAAACAUUCAUUAGAAGCAAUGCAGCUCCAAGUUCAGAUCGAAAAGAUGCAUGAACAUGGUCGUACUCGCUCACGACAGCUUGGUGUCCGGUAUCCUGUCUUCGCCACCACAUGGUUGCACCAGUUCACUACGCUCACCCAACGGAACUUCCAAGCAUACUGGCGCAAUCCUACGUAUAUCCGCGCCAAGUUUGUGCUCAACAUCGUUGGCGGACUCCUUGUGGGGUUUACAUUCUUCCAGGCAGAUAACUCUUUGCAGGGCACCCAAAACAAGCUGUUUUCAAUCUUCCUCGGCCUCGUGCUCAGUGUUUCCCUUGUCCAUCAACUCAUGGCCAUCUACAUUGACAUUCGCACAGUGUACGAAAUCCGUGAACGUCCUAGUAGAAUAUAUCACUGGACUGCUCUCGUCAUGUCACAGCUUGCUGCCGAGCUUCCUUGGAACAUGGCAAGUUCGGCAACGUUCUUUUUCUGUUGUUACUGGACCGUUGGAUACCCCACAGACCGAGCAGGUUACACGUUCCUCAUGCUCGCUGUCGCCUUCCCAUUGUACUAUACCACGCUUGGACAUGGAAUUGCGUCCAUGGCGCCAACCACUCCAGUUGCAUCUAUGUACUUCACAACUCUCAUUAUCUUUGUCAUGACCUUUGAUGGUGUAGUUCAGCCAUUCAACGAGCUUCAUUGGUGGAAAUGGAUGUACAGGGUCUCUCCUUUCACAUACAUCAUCGAGGGUCUCCUUGGUCAAGCCAUUGGCGGUGAAUCUAUUAGUUGCUCUUCUACGGAACUAGUCUCCGUCAACCCACCGAAGGGUUUGACGUGCGACAAGUACUUGGGUCCCUUCAUGGAAUUCGCCGGCGGCUACCUCACGAAUCCCGAAGCCGCAGAGGGCUGCCAGUACUGUCUCACCAAGACUGCUGACCAGUUCAUGUACUCGAGGUUCAACAUCAAAUACAAUCAUCACUGGCGCAAUCUAGGCAUCGUCUUCGGGUUCGUCACGUUUAACAUUAUGGCUAUUUUCUGGUUUACAUAUUUCAUGCGCAUUCGCACCGCCAGCGUAUUUACUUCUCUCAGGCAGAAGUUAACUCGCCGCAAAUAG
Molecule: messenger RNA, 4302 nt
Organism: Suillus clintonianus
Lineage: Eukaryota; Fungi; Basidiomycota; Agaricomycetes; Boletales; Suillaceae
Product: ABC-2 type transporter-domain-containing protein
Exons: 20
Coding region: 1-4302 (1433 amino acids)
Biological process (GO): transmembrane transport
Cellular component (GO): membrane
Molecular function (GO): ATP binding; ATP hydrolysis activity; ABC-type transporter activity
Source: RefSeq, a predicted model, not a curated record